GAUGGCACAAAUUUUAAUUCUGGAAGCAUUCUACGGCGGAUCCCAUAAGCAACUGAUAGAUGUUUUGGCAAAGAAUCUCAGUGAGGAAGAGUACGACCUCCUCACUAUACCGGCAAAAAAAUGGCACUGGUGUGCGCGGAUGAGUGCACUGCACUUUGCCGGACACAUUUCCACAACCCACCGGUACCAAACCAUCUUCUGCAGCUCGGUGCUAAACCUGUCGGAACUGAUCGGAAUGCGAGCGGAUUUGGCCCACUGCAGGAAGAUUGUUUACUUUCACGAGAAUCAACUUUCUUACCCCGUUAGAGAGAGUAAGCAGCGUGAUGUACAGUACGGAAUCAAUCAGAUAACAACGUGCCUUUGUGCUGAUCGGGUGCUUUUUAACUCACGGUACAACAUGACCUCCUUUCUGGAGCGUAUCCCAUCGUUUUUGAACAUCGUACCGAACAUAAGCUUCAAGGGUGUGCGAGACCAAAUCGCUCCUAAGUGUGAAGUUUUGUAUUUUCCUAUUGAAUUUGGGAAACUUGAAACGAGAUCUGCAAAAACGGAGGACGACAAAGAAAGUAAACCUCUGCACCUAAUUUGGCCUCAUCGGUGGGAGCACGAUAAAAAUCCUGAACAGCUUGUAGAGGCAUUGUUAUCUCUUCAAGAAAAAGGAGUAUAUUUCCACAUUUCGAUACUCGGAGAACGGUUUGAAACCAUCCCGAAAUGUUUCGAAAAGCUCGAGGAACAACUGCCCGGUAAAGUGGUACAGUUUGGACCUCUCUCUCGGGACGACUACAGGCGCCGGUUGACGGAAGGUGAUGUGGUACUUUCUACUGCCUUGCACGAGUUCUACGGAGUAGCAAUGCUUGAAGCCGUACAUAGUGGAUGUGUUCCGCUUGCUCCGAAUCGGUUAGUUUAUCCAGAACUAUACGCGAAGGAUAAACUUUUCAACACGACAGCACAGUUGGUAAAGCAGUUGUACAAUUGGUGUCGUAAUCGUGCCCUGUUCGAGAAGCAUCGUGAUAUCUUUUUUGGUCAGAUCAAUUUGGAUGUUUAUUCGGCUGAGAAAUUGGUUCCACAAUUCGUCCGUAUAAUCCGGAAUGUGAGCUCUAAAGCAUGA
Messenger RNA from Anopheles maculipalpis, 1105 nucleotides. RefSeq names its product glycosyltransferase-like domain-containing protein 1-like. Gene Ontology annotation, molecular function: glycosyltransferase activity. Bases 2 to 1105 code for a protein of 367 amino acids. Lineage: Eukaryota; Metazoa; Arthropoda; Insecta; Diptera; Culicidae. The transcript is spliced from 4 exons. The record is from RefSeq and is a predicted model, not a curated record.